AGAGAGGUUCAUCUUCUCUCUUUGUUCAUCGGAUCUCUGAGCUUUUGGUUCGUUAUCAAUGGCGGAAGAGACGGAGAAAAAGUACAUUACGAACGAAGAACUUAAAAAACACAACAAAUCUGGAGAUCUAUGGAUCGCGAUUCAAGGCAAGGUCUACAACGUCUCCGAUUGGAUUAAAACUCAUCCCGGAGGCGACACCGUGAUUCUCAAUCUCGUUGGUCAAGACGUCACCGAUGCUUUCAUCGCAUUUCAUCCCGGAACCGCUUGGCACCAUCUCGACAAUCUCUUCACCGGUUACCACAUCAGAGAUUUCCAAGUCUCUGAAGUCUCACGCGAUUACCGUCGUAUGGCUGCCGAGUUUCGUAAACUCGGUCUCUUCGAAAACAAAGGUCACGUCACUCUCUACACUUUAGCCUUCGUCGCCGCCAUGUUCGUCGGCGUUCUCUACGGUGUUUUGGCUUGUACUUCCGUCUUCGCUCACCAAAUCGCCGCCGCGCUUCUCGGACUUCUCUGGAUCCAGAGCGCUUACAUAGGUCAUGAUUCAGGUCAUUACGUAAUCAUGUCGAACAAAUCUUAUAACAGAUUCGCUCAGCUUCUCUCCGGUAACUGUCUCACCGGAAUCUCAAUCGCGUGGUGGAAAUGGACUCACAAUGCUCAUCACUUAGCUUGUAACAGCCUCGAUUACGAUCCAGAUCUACAACACAUCCCUGUCUUCGCCGUCUCCACCAAAUUCUUCAACUCAUUGACCUCAAGAUUCUACGAUCGGAAACUCACGUUUGAUCCAGUCGCGAGAUUCUUGAUCAGCUAUCAACACUUUACUUAUUAUCCAGUCAUGUGCUUCGGAAGAAUCAAUCUCUUCAUUCAAACGUUUCUCUUGCUCUUCUCCAAACGUGAAGUCCCAGAUCGUGCUUUAAACUUCGCCGGAAUCUUAGUCUUCUGGACUUGGUUCCCUCUCUUAGUCUCAUGUCUACCAAACUGGCCUGAAAGAUUCUUAUUCGUCUUCACAAGCUUCACCGUCACGGCGCUACAACACAUUCAAUUCACGCUUAACCAUUUCGCUGCUGAUGUCUACGUUGGUCCACCCACCGGUAGCGACUGGUUCGAGAAGCAAGCUGCAGGAACAAUCGAUAUCUCUUGUAGAUCAUACAUGGAUUGGUUCUUUGGUGGAUUACAGUUUCAGCUUGAACAUCAUUUGUUCCCUCGGUUACCUCGUUGCCAUCUCCGGAAAGUUUCUCCGGUGGUUCAAGAGCUUUGCAAGAAGCAUAAUCUUCCUUAUAGGAGUAUGUCGUGGUUUGAAGCAAAUGUGUUGACCAUUAACACUUUGAAGACAGCUGCUUAUCAAGCUAGAGAUGCGGCUAAUCCGGUGGUUAAGAACUUGGUUUGGGAAGCUUUGAAUACUCAUGGCUAGUGAUUUUAAUCAAAACAAAAAGCUUUUGUUUGGUUAAAUUUGAUGUAUUGUUUUUAUGCUUUAUUGAAUCUUUGAAUUUCGUUUUGUUACUACAUGGAAGAGCUGUUAUAGAUGGAAUCGAAUCGAGAUUUGAUUUUUUAUUAGAUAAACUCUUCGUAUCGUU
Molecule: messenger RNA, 1571 nt
Organism: Arabidopsis arenosa
Lineage: Eukaryota; Viridiplantae; Streptophyta; Magnoliopsida; Brassicales; Brassicaceae
Source: the annotation of a GenBank genome assembly